Molecule: messenger RNA, 758 nt
Organism: Amphimedon queenslandica
Lineage: Eukaryota; Metazoa; Porifera; Demospongiae; Haplosclerida; Niphatidae
Exons: 6
Source: RefSeq, a predicted model, not a curated record
CUGUGGUCUAAUACAGUGUACAAUUGAAUACAUUGCAGCUCAAUCCUCUGACAGUACAACUGCGACCACACCUGUCCAAAUAUCAUUGUUUGCAACACUAUGGAGUCCAUCCGUUCGUGAAGAUAAGAACAUCAGUGUGUUUACUAGAGUUGAGAGUGCAACAGAAUAUCCUGAAAUACUGACCAAUGGAAGCACCACUCAAACCAGAAAUUUUAUCAACGUGCAGUUAGGCGUGCAAGAAGUAAUUGUGGACUGUGUAGAUCCGUGGAUACUUGCACUCUCUGUCAUAGUCGGUCUAUUGGUUGCACUCCUUAUACUCAUUGCUGCUUCUAUUUCCACAUUUGUUGGUCAUGGAUACUUCAAGAGAAAGAAGAACGAAGAGCUUCGGAAGCGUUGGAGGGAGAUCCAGGAAACUGAUGGGAGUCUUGGUGCUAGAGUCAUACCACCACUAGAGUCCUUUGCAGCUCCUUCCAGCAGAAAAGCAAGUAAAGAUGAUGAAGCAAAGGAUAAUGAUAAUGGCAGUCUCCGUCCACCAAGAUACAGUGAUCUUGGCCCUAUAACUGAGAGUUUAGCAGCUGCAGCAGUAGCAGGAGGUUUGCCUAAUGACGAAGACGAAUUAGAAACAGAAAUAUAAUUGAGAACAAUUAUCAUUAUUAAAAUGAAAAAAACUGCAUAACAGAUAAUACAAUAUCCCCCAAUCAUAAUAGAUCAGAUUUAUUAUAAAUAUUAGAAACAUUGAUUGAUUAUUAUACUCAAAA